ACGGUCGAAGCGACGCGACGCGACGCGCCGCCCGUCAUUCAGGCCGCCGCAUUGCUUACUGUGCACGAGCUUGCACCCAAUGUCCCCCCCGCCAGGACCGCCAGGACCGCCAGGACCGCCAGGACCGCCGUGAACCCGGCCAGGACCGCCGCGAACCCAGCCAGGCCCGCCGCGAAUCCAGCCAGGACCGCCGCGAAUCCGGCCAGGACCGCCGCGAACCCAGCCACCAUGGCCUCCAAGGCCUCCAAGGCCUCCAAGGCCUCUGCAUGGCACGCCCUCAACGUCGAGUCGGACCACGACCCCGACGACGACGUCGACGACACGCAGGAGAUCCAGAUCGAAGAGGCCCUCCGCCUCUACCAGACGGCCCUCAAGCUCCACUCCGAGGGCCCGCCGUCGUUCCUCAAGACGGCCGCCGCGUACAAGGAGCUCUUCGACUCGGACAUUUUCAAGUACAACGAGUCGCUGUCCGAGUACAAGCGCCAUGACGUCUUCGGCGACAGCCUGGUCUUCGAGUCCAUCCUGGAGGACGACUUCGAGGCCGGGCCCGCGCAGCUGGUCGGCGCGGCCGACAGCGCGCCGAACACGCUCCCGCAGAUCCUGCAUCUCUCCUACAAGAACCACGGCCAGUUUCUGCUGGAGCUGAUGCAGCACUGGGUCGCCCAGCACGGCCCCAUCGCAGGCGUCGACGGCGGGAACAACCUGAGGGCCGCCCUCGGCUACUUCGCCGAGGCCCUGGACAAGGAGGACACCGACCUCGACCUGUGGCUGCGCGCUGCCUCGGUGGCCGCCAUGCUGGGCAGCAGGCGUCUGGCCCGCUUCUGUCUCGAGGCAGUCAUGGACGGCAACGACGAGCUGUGGGAAAGCCUGCUGCGUCUGCCCGGCCUCGAGGAGGGUCUGGCUGGCCAGCAGCUGCGCCAGCUGGUGGGAAAGCUCCAGGACAAUGUCUCCUUGAUGCAGCCGCCUCUGUCCAUGAUGAAGCCCAAGACGCUGUCCAAGUCCCUCACGAAGCGCCUGAACCCCUAUCCGUUUGCGCCACUGCCCGCAGACGUGGCCGAGAUCAGCAGCAGGCGCGCUGUCGAGCCAGCGCCUGGCGCCGUUGGCCUUGCACCGCCAAAGUGGGACUGGUCGAGUGUUGGAGAGUCGAUACUCCAGCACCUCUUGGCUGAGCGAGGGGGCCUCGUGCCCGACACCGCGCCCGGCGCUCGUGUGCAACUGAUCAUUCCUGCCGAGUGCGAAUCGCCAGAGCCCGUCGACGUCGACGUCGACGUCGACGCCGACGCCGAGACGUCGCCUGUCCCAGCUGCAGAAGAGCUCAUGGAUGUUCAGCCUUCACCGCCUCGGAUUGUGGAGCCGUCCCGUCCUGCUGUCGAGGCAGAAGCGCCCACAAAGGAGGAAGCCAACGCUGGAGCUGGUCGGGAAGACAAUGCUGGAGCUGCUCGAGAAGCCAAUGCUGGAGCUGCUCGAAAAGACAACGCUCAAGACGCAGAGGUCUCGGCAGUCACCGACGUCGCUCCAGCCCCUUCGCGCAAACGAUCGACAGAUUCCGCCGGCCUUCCGGAGACUGCAGAUGGCGGCCGUGCGAAGCGUGUACGUACUCGCAACACAGCAACCGGGCAAGCUGGUGAGACAGUCGUACAGGAUGCGAGCAGUCUGCUUGAGAGACAACUGGAGCCAUUCGCUCACGCCGACCAAUGCUUGUACGAGAUUGUCAAUGACAUCUAUACUCGCCUGAGCGUCAAAGGCCUUGCGCAGCCCAAUGAGCUACGAGCCCUUUUGCUUGCCCUUCCGGGAUCCACCGCUACCAAGACCGGUGACAAGGCUGCGUGCGACAUGUACAUGGCUCUGCAGAACGGCAACAGCAGUGCUGCGCAAGUCCUACUGAGCACCGAGUCGUUCGACUUGGUCGGUCUAACAAGGGAGGCUGGUCUCAAUGCGUUCCUGGGCUACGCAAAGUCAGGUGCCGGCCAAUCGUCGCCCAAGCCAGUGCUGCAAGAUCAGGGCUUGAGUGCGUUCGCGCAGAGCGUCAAUGAGAGCUGGUUCUCCAUCAAAGAGGUUGUGUUUGCCUGGGUCGAGGUACUGCUGUCUCGAGGCUCUCUCGCAGGGCAGGCAUCGUCGCACGACGCACCGGCAAGCUAUCUGGGCUUCAAGUGGGCCGAGGACCUCAAGCGAAACGUCGUCCAGGCCAUUGUGCACGUUGACGAGUACAUACUCGAGCGCAUGCAGAUGCGCAUAAGCGAUCUGGACGACCGCAUCUUGAAGGCUCGCCUCCAGUCACAAACCCUCGCGCUGUCCGAAUUCGAUCAGUCUCAGAUCGAGAUUGUCCAGACUUUGUUUGAGCUCCACCUCGAUAUCUACUCGCUGAUCAAGCAUCCGCACAGCCAAGUAGAUGGAUCGACCAAAACUUUGCAGAGCGACCGACUUGAGCGCUGGUCUGCCCUGGCACGGGACGCCAUACAACUCCGCUCUUGCUGCAGCUCAAACGUCGGCAUGGACGACUUGUCCCUCCGGCAUAUCUGGGCGUCGGUGUUCCACAUGAGCGUCAAAGACGACAUUGCGCCUGAGCAUGUACUGUCUGCCAUUGCAGAACUAAAGGCUAUAUUCGUUGCGCUAGACGGUCGCACGAUCCAGGUGCAGAACAACGCUGUCAUGCCCGAGCUAUCUGUAGCUGCCCUUGAUCGUGAGCUUGUGCGCAUCAGCAUGAAGGACUUUUUUCUGAAGGUCUUCGACCACGAUGAGAAGGACCCCGUAACGGUCAUUGAGAGCCUGGAGCCCAUCUUGGAGCAGAGCGAUAUAGCCGAGGCAACAGAAAGCCCUCCAACCGGCCAAGAGGCGGUCUCGCAACGGCGCGCAUCGCCUGACGCUUCAGACCGUGCCUCCGACCUAGGGUCGCAAGCAGAGCUUGAACAAGCCCGACCCUCUCCCAUUCUCGAGAUGCGCAAGUUCCUCGACUCGGCUAGCGUCAACGUCCGUCUUUCGCUAUGGCAGAGGCUUCGUGAAGCAUACGAUGCCAUUGAGUAUCCUCCAAAGGUGCUGUCCUGCUAUCUCAGAAGCAUCGAGGCGUUCGUCGACGAUUUCGAGACCAACAAUUUCCAGGACUUGUCGCUGGCUGAGCGCCAGGUCAAGCUCUUGACCCGCUUCCGGGUCAUCGACGAGAUGAUUGUCAAGAUUCUGCAGAUCAUGCGCGGAGAGACGGCAGCGUUCGAUUGCUUGUCCUUCGAGCAUGUUCAGUCAUCAAUGUCGGCGGUUGCGAAACUGCUGCACAUCCUCUCAGCCGCCAACAUGUUCCGGGAUUUGAUCCGCAUUGGGAAAACCCCAAUGCCCAGAAUUGAAGGACUGCCUGGUCAAGCGUUUGUCAACAUGUCCACCAGGCUUGACGACAUCCAAUUGCGGCUCUGGACCUUGCAAUACUACUUGUUCAGGGAAGGGCUGUCACAGGAUGCUGCUCACUUUCCCACACCGUCUGACGAUCUGUUCGAGUUUCUACGACACGUUCACCAUGCUACUGGAAUUCGUGGCUUCUGCCACCAGUCCGGACGCCAAUUCCUGCGGAUGACGAAGGAUGAGAUUCUGCGCUUGGACGAUAUCAUCGAUGCUAACAGCCGCGAUCUCGAGUUUUGCCAAGUACUGCACGAUCUCUACGGUCUCAAGCUGUUCAUCGAGCCUCUCGACUGCCAUGACUUCUCAUCGGUACCCGACACCCUGGACAAGAAGGCUGCCUUGAGCCUCCUUCCCUUUGUCAUGUCGCAAGCCGCCAAGGUGGAUCUGAAAGAUCUACCCAAGACUAAGCAAGAGCUGAGAGCCUCUAUUGAAAAGGUUCACGCAGCAUUGGGGCGGCCCAAGCAGCACGACGAUGUUGCAUUCAACCGCAAAGCCAUCUCUUCGUUCUUCAAGUCGCCCAUACAUCCCACGACGCUCUUCAACUGCCUCAAAGGCGUUGGCUCGCUCGUCAAUCGAACCAUCCCUGACGAAGAAGCUCUUGCUGCGUCAAAGGGCUGGUUUUUCCUCAUGGGCAACAUCGCUCUUAGCAAAUUCCGAUCACAGAAGCGCAUGACUCAAGGACCCACAGAGGAUCUCAACUACGCGCAGGCCUUUUAUCUACAAGACUUGGAGUACUCUGCCGAACGGUGGGAGACUUGGUAUCGUAUUGCUCAGGUGUAUGAUACGCAGCUCGAAGAAGCCGUGUCUUGGAAUGCGGACAAGAUGAACAGCAACACGAUCGAGCUAUCGAACCUCCAACGCGGUGCGAUCAACUGCUACACUAUGGCAGUCGCAUGCUCUAUGCGUGAAGCUGACGCUUUGUCCCAAGAGCAAGCUCAGAUAGCGCAGAUGUACACUGAGUUUGGCGACCGCAUCUAUGCAUCGUCUCGGGAGCCUUUCGGCAUGGAAGCCUUUCAAAUUCGGGACAGCGAGAGACGCUUCGUCAACCUGCCGGGCCUGCCAGGCGUACAACGCGAUGUACCAUUCGCCGCGCUGCAGCCGUACAACGCAUGGAAAUUUGCCAGCUCGCUGUACAGGCGAGCCAUCAGGAACAAUCCAGACAAGUGGUGGAAUCACUACAUGCUAGCAAAGGGCCUCUGGAAGAUGUGGGCUGCAAACCAGGACGUUUACAUCAAAGCAGUCUCUUCGGGCCUUGCACCGCCGGAGGAACGCGGUCCAAGCUGGGAAGAUGUGAUCAACCCUGCUGUCGGCGCUAUCCACAGGCUGCCGGACAAGAAGGGCAGAAGUGGCGAACCCAUACUUGAGCCGCACUACAAGCUGGUCUCGAUCGUGCACAAGCUCGUUAAGCGCGGAGCCAUUGAUCAGACCAAAGGCGCCGAGCUCUUGUCCAACACCUUUUACUCGAAGAACAUUGGCGCUCCGGGGAACCUGGAUGAAUGGGAAGGCUAUGUCCUCGCUCUCAUCAAAGCAUUGCGUCAAGCAGAUAAGUCUUCUUGGCACCACCGCAUCAUAGCACGAUCGGCCUACAUCCUUUCCGACGGCGACAAGGACCUCAUCCAGGCGCACGCUGCCAAACACGAACUCACCCAAACGAUCUUCACCAAGACCAUGGCAGUCCAGGUGUGGAAGCCGGAGUACGAGCGACCAGGCCGUCAUUUCGUGUACACGCUACGCUAUACAAAGUUCUUCAUCGAUCUGCUGGACUUCACUGCCGACAAGGCCAACUUCGAAGCGCUGGCAAGGCGCGUGCGCCGCAAACAGACAGACUUCUUCCAGCACAGCGAGCUAUGGAAGGACCUUUGCACCCGCUACCUGAGGCUGCUGCGUCGCAUGGGCAACGUCAAUGAGGGACAAGAAGACUCCGCUUUUAAAUCGGUUAAUCAGGAAGACUUCAGCGCCCUCGCUGCACGAAUGGAGGCAUGGUGUCAGAGUCCGUCUACCCAGCAUCACGUUCUGGACGUGCUUCGGGACGCCAUCGAGCUCAAGCGGCUCAACAACGGCCUCAUGAAGCCAACAAUGAUCGACGACCUGAUUGGCGACAGCUACGCCAUGCUGUACACUAUAGUUGGACCCACGCUGCCACCUUUGUCGUCUGAACAGCAACAACCGGCCGUACAACCUGGCACCGUCACUCCAAAAGCGUCAGCCAACCCCCUGUCCGUUGCGUCGAUGAUGACAGUCCAAGUUGAUGGCACAGCUGACGGCCACAACACGCCAUUCACGAUGUUCCAUCCCAGCCAACUGCACCCGCAGCAGCCACCGUCGCUGCCCCAAGCCGCGACAGUACCCGAGCAGGUUCCCAAGCCCAGAGCCAAAGCUGUAGGCAAACGAGAGAUCCAGCGACGAGCCGAGGCCUGUGUGCAGAAAACCGCUACAGCCAGCACGCCCCAGCAGAGUACCUCGAUGCCCAUCCGCUCUCCUCCUGUGGCCAACGGCACCAUCCCUUUGCUCUUCCAGCGCCAGUCAACCGACAGACCAGAUCAGCCUGCGCCGCUUCAUGCGAGCGCAGGUCUGGGCGCCUCCCUCCUCGCAACAUCCGCCUUCUUCGACAGCGCGCCCGGCACGGCAACCGCGAGCGUCAACAACGACCACGCUCACGACACCGAGCACGAGCACGAGCACGACAACGAGGCCGACCAAGACGCUGACGAGAACGAGCACGAGCACGAGCACGAUGGCGAGGGCGAUGGCGAGGGCGAUGGUGAGGCCGAGGGCGAGGCGGACACAGACCACGCUCUCCAAAACCCCAACGACGCCGCCGACGACGCCGACGACGAAUCCGAACUCAGCGAGCUCGACGAGUCAGAAGUGCAGGAAAUCGCCCACGAGGUGCAGCAACACGAGCGCCGUAGCGCGGGGUUCGCCGCGCUCAAACCCAUGUUUCCCGGCUUGUUCGCGGGGCGCGCGGGUGUCGAGAGGGGUGCGGCGGGUAUGUCUGUUGGCGGAGGCGCUUUUGCGAUGUCGGGUAAGAUGCCGGCAGUGCUUGCGAGGCAGGAUGAGGGUGCUGACGAGGAGGACGAGUAGGAUGAGGAGGGGGGGAUGGAUGUUGAUGUGAAGUGAAAGAGGGGGGGUAGAAGUGCUGCUCCACAGAGCGGAGUGUCUUGGGCAAGGAAGGAAGGAGCGGAUUGUGUGACGUAUCGGUGUUGCUUACAGGAUCACGGCGUCUCGAGGGAGGGUGGGCGUAAUGAUAUAGAUAGAUAGAUACCCAGUACUGCCAAUCAAGCGUUCGAACGGCCUAACUGCGGAAUCAAUUCGCGAUUUGUACGAGGUGGCUUCGAAUUGUCCUCGACGACGGGAAUGUUGCGUCCUGCCUGUCUUUGCACCGCCGUGGCCGCUCACACACUCAGCAUCUCCACGAC
This is a messenger RNA of Didymella exigua CBS 183.55, 6800 nucleotides long. RefSeq lists its product as uncharacterized. The transcript has a single exon. Gene Ontology annotation, biological process: chromatin organization. Gene Ontology annotation, molecular function: nucleosome binding; protein binding. Gene Ontology annotation, cellular component: nucleus; HIR complex. NCBI's taxonomy places the organism in Eukaryota, Fungi, Ascomycota, Dothideomycetes, Pleosporales, Didymellaceae. The record is from RefSeq and is a predicted model, not a curated record. Bases 229 to 6465 code for a protein of 2078 amino acids.